CAACAUUGGUUGGGUGUGUCUUGGAUCGACGGCUGCUAUGAUGAAUCAUGACCAAUUAAUAAUUGAGGAGGCACGCCAAAUUGUAACUCAGCAACUAUCAAAGCCCCUUUCCAAAGUGUUUAGGCGAGAGUAGCACAACACAUAUGAGGUAUAUGCAUCUGUAUCCUCGAUUCCAUCGCAUUCAGGCCGCCUUUUUGAGAAUUGCCCUCUUCGGCAUUCCAUAGCCCACUCCGGCCAAUCAUCGCUUGGGAAGAGGGAUAGACUAAGGAGCUACCACUAUGUCGAAACCAUGGAUAUUCAUCUCGCCAUCAAGCCGAGGCAUCGGACAUGCGUUGACAGCCCAUCUCCUCCGCACGACAUCACUGCCCAUCCUUGCGACAGCGCGCUCUGAUCCAGCCGGCGUGAAGGAAUCCCUCGUUUCCGCAUCGGCCAAUAACAGAACGUCCAAAGACGAUGGAUCCCGACUGCACGUGACACACUUAGAUGUGACAGACGAGUCGAGCGUCGAAGCAGCAGCGGCAAAAGCAGCAGAGCUCUUCCCGCCAUCGACGCACCACCUGCACCUCGCGUUCGCGCUACCAGGGAUCCUGCACCCGGAGAAGCAGCCGCGGCGCAUCGACUACGACGACGCGCUCGAGACGCUCAGGGUGAAUACUCUUGGCCCGCUGAUGCUGAUGAAGUGGUUCGGGGACCUGCUACCGCGCAAGGGGACGGACCUUUCAGAUGUGAGAGGAGCAGAAGCAGCCGGAUUCCGCGUCCCGGCGCACGCGACCUGGCUCACGAACUCGGCGCGCGUAGGCUCCACGGCCGACAACAGGCUAGGCGGAUGGUACAGCUACCGCGCGUCCAAGGCGGGCGUGAACAGCAUCACGAAGAGCUUCGAUCUGCAUCUGCGGAUGCGAGGCGCAGGGAACGCGAUGGCCAUGGCGUAUCACCCCGGCACGGUGAAGACGGGGUUCAGCCAGGAGUUCUGGGGGAAUGUAGCUGAGGACAAGCUUUUUAGUCCCGAGUUUGCUGUGCGGAAGAUGUUGGAGGUUGUGGCGAGUAGGACCGUGCAGGACGGGGGGAGGUGUUGGGAUUGGAAGGGCGAGGAAGUGCCGCCGUGAAAUUGAGACUCUGUGGCAUGAGAUUGAAUACGACUACCAGACAAAGGCUUCCCACUCAACACUUUUACAUGGCCAAUGUGCGUUGGCCAAGGUUGAAAAUAACCAUGGUAUUAUAAUAGUACGAAUGUGUAGUAAUGCGCACGCAGUAUC
Messenger RNA from Xylaria bambusicola, 1256 nucleotides. RefSeq names its product short-chain dehydrogenase/reductase-like protein. Bases 279 to 1106 code for a protein of 275 amino acids. NCBI's taxonomy places the organism in Eukaryota, Fungi, Ascomycota, Sordariomycetes, Xylariales, Xylariaceae. The transcript is spliced from 2 exons. The record is from RefSeq and is a predicted model, not a curated record.